UACAGUAUAGGCUAGCUUCUAUCGGACUUUCCUCUGGCCUGGGCUCCGUAUAAAUUUUCAGCCACUGCGCAUAAUCCCCAGAUCCUUCUUGGAAGUAGCGCCGGUACAAACAGAAGUAAAGGACCUGACGGAGGAAGGAGAGCUCCCCCGGCACUCACAUCAGCGCGGAUUAUUACCUCUGAUUCACUUACAGGAGAUUUAUACGGAUAUUGUAGGAUUUUACAGAACCAUGGGCAGAAUUUCUUUACCCUUUACAGUGGUGGCUGUCUGCUGGGUGCUCUCCUGGCACAGGGCUUUAGCCUCAGAUACGACAAGUAUUGGCAAAGCUUCAAACGUGAAAUGGUCGUCUAUCAAUUUUAAGACUAUUAUUGACUGGGAGCCCAAACCAACAAAUUACACAUACACAGUGGAAGUGGCUGGUGAAGGUUCCGACUGGAAGAGGAAAUGUAUCUAUACAACUGCCACAGAAUGUGAUGUGACCGACCUGUUAGAGAAUGUAAAGGAUAAAUACACUGCUCGCAUUAUUUCUGAAGUACAAGAUGCUGAGGACUUCACAGAGGAGGCCCCUUACACUGAUAGCCCUCCAUUUUCUCCAUACCAGCAGACAAUUAUCGGAAAGCCAGUCAUUGACGGUUAUAAUUUCAGUAAGGACCAUACGAAGCUCACGGUCAUAAUAAAGGAUCCAUUAACACCCUACAGAUUCUCAAAUGGCAAUUUUAAGAGUAUUCGGGAUAUUUUCAACAACGACCUUACCUACACAGUUUUAUACAGGAGAUCUUCUAGUACAGGGAAGAAACAGGAGACAAGUAAUAGCAAUGAGAUUGUCAUUAAAGUGGAUCGGGGUGAGAGCUAUUGCUUUUAUGUACAAGCAACUAUACCAUCUCGCAGUCAGAACCGCGUCAGUCAAGUAUCUGACGAGAAGUGCACUACUGCCAGUGAGAACGAGUUGGAUAUUACUGUAUUGGUUGCUGUGAUUAUAUCAGUGGUACUGAUCAUUGUGAUUGUUAUCGCUCUGUCUGUUAUGCUGUGCAAACGUAAAAGGGCAAAGCAGGGAAAAGAGUCCAACGACGUCUUAUAAGCAGCAUUCCCAGCCUGUCUACACUACUAGAACCCUGCAGCUGCCCAGCACACUGCUUGCUGCUCCUGGCAGUGAAUUACUCUCCUGUUUCUGUGAAACACACUGGUUCUGGAAAACCUUUAUAACUGUUACAGUCAGAUUCUGACUAGUUUAGAAUGUAAUUUUGCAAACUAUUGUAUGGAAUUGUGUAUGUAUGGGAAACGCUACAUUUUGAAUUUCAACACUAUUUUAGUAUGGCUCAGGUUGGGCUUAAAUUCUGUGCUAAAGAAACUGGCAUAGCCAGAGGUCACUAACUAAUAAGGUACAGAAAAUAGGUACUUGUUUAAACAGUAGCUGGAUACUGAGUCUCAGGUAAAAAGGAGGAUUUCUCUUGGAGAAAAAUAUCAAUUUUUGCACUUAUAUAAAUUGUAAUGCUGUUAUCUUAUGCUUGUUCAUUAGACAAUGUUAGGGUUCAGAAUCUUAUUUAUGGCUACUAAGAGGUCCCCAGUUUCCAUGUGACAUUGGCUGCCAACAGCUGGAUGAACACAAGUCUGGCCACUUUUGUGGGGACCAAAUCAAAAGUGUACAUUUUCAUAAUAUAAUGUCAUAGUAUAAUAUCCCAUGCCAUAGGCAUAUCCUGUGUUACUGGUACACCAACGUGAUGGAGCUUGAUUUAUGUGAUUUGUGCAUCACUUUUAUUUUGUGGCUUUGCCCCAUGUCCUUCAGAAUGACUGUAUAUGGGCAGAUAUGCCAUGCAUUAUAUUGUAGAUGCAGGUGGUCUCUUUAUAGUAUCAUGAACACUCAGUGCUGCUCCUUAAAACAUGACAACAUUCCUUUCCAUGGAACUAUUACAUAGUUUUAUCAAAGCACUUAUAAAAUGAAUAGUCUAUUUUUAUAACUUUAUAGUAUUUUGCAUAUAUAUAUAUGUUGUUUUGGGAUAGAGUUUUUUAGACUACGAAUCAAGGGAAUUAUUUAUGUAUGUGAUUUUAUAUGGUUGGUUUUAUGGGUUAUUAUUAAUAUUGAUUGUGUAUUUGUAUAUUUUGGAGUAACUUAUUUUAAUGUGAAGGUCUUUAAAUAAAGGUGAAUGGGGAAAAAGUACUGAA
Molecule: messenger RNA, 2160 nt
Organism: Xenopus tropicalis (tropical clawed frog)
Lineage: Eukaryota; Metazoa; Chordata; Amphibia; Anura; Pipidae
Gene: f3
Product: coagulation factor III (thromboplastin, tissue factor)
Exons: 6
Coding region: 230-1078 (282 amino acids)
Biological process (GO): blood coagulation
Cellular component (GO): membrane
Source: RefSeq, a predicted model, not a curated record